Messenger RNA from Durusdinium trenchii, 360 nucleotides. NCBI's taxonomy places the organism in Eukaryota, Dinophyceae, Suessiales, Symbiodiniaceae. The record is from the annotation of a GenBank genome assembly.
AAUUUACAUUUUUUUCCUGUUUUGGUGCUCUACUUUUCCAUGGUUUAAGCCUUGUCGCCAUCUUCGCCAUGUCGGGCCCUUUAGGGGGUCAUCAGGGCUACAUGAAGACGUUCGGCCCAGCUGGCAGAGGUAAGAAACGCUUCGUCACCAAAGGCUUCAAGCUGGGAAGUUAUGUCGUGAUCAAGUACAAGAUUGCUCCCGGGACCUUCAUUGAAUAUGAGGGAAAGAUAGUGGACAAACGAGUUGGAAUCGAGGAUAAAGAGUCCUAUGUGGAGUUGAAAGACUGCCUAACGCUCAAUGCGGAUGGGAAGAUUGUGCAUAUAGACAAGAUGAAGCGCUUGACGGACUCUUUCAUCGAGG